AAUCCAACUGUGCUCCUCUUACGUAUUGGACGCUAAGUCAGCUAUUUCACACCAACCCCUCCAACGUCUUUUUUUACAACUCUACCUUCCUACCAUCACUCAACUUUUCGACAUUACCACUUAUUGAUACAUCAUUACCAACAAUGUCCGCUCAAGACAAGGCCCAGCAAUACCUUGGUCAGCUCGACCGUGAGCUUUCCAAGUACCCCGCCCUCAACAACCUUGAGAAGCAGGCUGGUGUUCCCAAGGCCUACGCCGUCAUCGGUGUCGGAGCUCUCUACUUCUUCCUCAUCAUCUUCAACCUCGGCGGUCAGCUUCUUACCAACUUAGCUGGUUUCGUCAUUCCCACCUACUACUCGCUUGGUGCUCUCUUCACCCACAACAAGGAGGAUGAUACUCAGUGGUUGACUUAUUGGGUCGUUUUUGCUCUCUUUACCGUCAUUGAGAGCUUCGUCCAGGUUGUCUACUGGUUCCCCUUUUACUUUGUCUUCAAGUUCAUUUUCCUCCUCUGGCUCUCUCUCCCUGCCUUCCGGGGUGCUGAUCUCGUUUUCCGAUCUUUCCUGGCCCCUACCCUCGGCCGAUACUUCCAGCAGUCCGGCUCUACCGCCUCAGGCCUCCGUGCCAAGGCUGAUGGCCUCGACAAGACCGAGUAAACGGUCACCGCUGUGAAGCUUGGUCGCUAAUCCAAAUCUCGCGUGUUCCGCGUGACCCGGACCAAGUACUUUCGGUUAUACAUGAAUGGAAAAUUGUUGCCUUUUAGGAAUCGAGUAGCUUCAAAGUAAUGCUGCACGGUUUGAAGGUGGAUGAGAAGGAUCAACAUCAGGGUUGGGAAGUAUACAGGCUAGAGAGAGACGCUGCACUGGGCAGCUGCUUGAGCGCGAAGGGGUGACUCUUGUCAUGGCCCUGUUUGUUUGACGAAUGAAUGCCAAAGGUAUUGACUAGAAUUAUACUGAAAGACGCUCUCUUUGGAACGUCAUGAGAACACGUUUCGCGAUUAUGUCGUUUUUGCUUACCCCACAUCGCCUCACUUUGUGAUCUACAGUGUUGAAGAAAGGUCCCCUAAUUUUUCA
This is a messenger RNA of Fusarium graminearum PH-1, 1070 nucleotides long. RefSeq names its product yop-1 protein. The transcript is spliced from 4 exons. Lineage: Eukaryota; Fungi; Ascomycota; Sordariomycetes; Hypocreales; Nectriaceae. Bases 144 to 653 code for a protein of 169 amino acids. The record is from RefSeq and is a predicted model, not a curated record.